GUUACACCUUACGUUACAAACCAGAAAUGUUAUAAAGUCCAGUUUACAAGGUAACAUUUCUGGUUUGGUCAGUUUAACCUUUCACUAACUCAAAGUAAGGUCAAACCUUGUCCACGUCUCUUUGUUGUUUACUUCAAUUUAGAUAUACCUUGUGCUUUAUCCUUUGCUUCUUUAUAUCUCAACUACGGAAAAUGAAUGAUAACAAUGAGGGCGAUAAAACUACAAUAAGAGUCCAGGUAUCGGAUGCUCACCAGGAUAUUAUCCUGGAUUGGUCAAAGGAUUGGUAUGACAUAAAGAGAGACACAUUUAGACAGCUGGCGGAAUUCACUGGAAUACCAUUAAAAAAUUCUUAUGACAUUUCAUUUUCGAAGCUACCUGUUACAAACGAUGUUUAUCCUGAAAACCCUUUUGUUUUUCGCGCUGGUGCACGAGCAUGGUUUCGUGUUACAAACUCGUACCCCAGACCUGAAGACAUACAAUUACCUCGAAGUCUGGCUCCAUGUAAAAAGCAAGAUUUUAAAGAUAAAUUCUUUAGAGAUGGAGAUUGUUUUGCUCUCAAUACAAGGCUGAAAAUGAAAUUUACUCUGGAAGAGCUGUUCGUUGAAUAUAGAUUAGUUCAUCGAGAUUUGAUUGAUGAAACUGAAUGCAGCAGCUCAUUUUGCCAUCAUACAAGUAACAAAGCUUUCUUGGAUAAACAAGCGAAAAUAACCAAUUCAGAUCUUGAAUCUUAUCUAAGAGCUCAGCCUCGUCCAGAUCCUCUUAUACUCGACAGACCUUAUACCAUUGCAGAUGAAUUGAUAGAUCCUGUACAAAUUAGAAAGAGAAAGAUUCUUGCAGAUUUUAAUAUUGGACAAUAUUUCAAUUCAUAUUGCAAGUGCCUCGAUUCCAAUCUACCGUUCGUUAGACACAGACUUCGUACUUACUGGCCGAAUCGUGGUUAACUUAGAUCGUAUCAGGUUUUUAAUUAUUUUUGAUAAAUGAUUUAAUUUACAUCAAUUAAACAAAAAUUCUA
Messenger RNA from Tetranychus urticae (two-spotted spider mite), 1012 nucleotides. RefSeq lists its product as uncharacterized. The record is from RefSeq and is a predicted model, not a curated record. Lineage: Eukaryota; Metazoa; Arthropoda; Arachnida; Trombidiformes; Tetranychidae.